Messenger RNA from Ogataea philodendri, 2313 nucleotides. RefSeq lists its product as uncharacterized. The transcript has a single exon. Gene Ontology annotation, molecular function: protein binding; poly(A)-specific ribonuclease activity. The coding region runs from base 1 to 2313 and encodes 770 amino acids. Gene Ontology annotation, cellular component: cytoplasm; CCR4-NOT complex; nucleus. The record is from RefSeq and is a predicted model, not a curated record. Gene Ontology annotation, biological process: nuclear-transcribed mRNA poly(A) tail shortening. NCBI's taxonomy places the organism in Eukaryota, Fungi, Ascomycota, Pichiomycetes, Pichiales, Pichiaceae.
AUGAAUACCGCAUCCCAAUUUCAGCAGAAGUCACAAGCCCAGCAGCCGCCAACAGCUCAACAAUUUCAAUCCCAAUACCUUUUGCAGCAGCAGCAACAGCAACAUGCACAACCGUUUGGUUCCUUACAGGAUGGAUUUGUGCAAAGGCAACAGCAUCAUGCUCAAUCUCAAAAUGAGGGUUUGAAUCCUUCAAGUUUUCUGACGCAAUCCUUGUAUCAAGGAGGCUACCGUCCUAAUAAUCAGCAGAGCCAACAAAGUCAACUUCAGAAUUUGCAUCAACAAUUGCAGCAGUUGCAACAACCAGGAACGCCACAGCAACAGCAACAACAGUUGUAUUCUCUUUCAGCCCAGCAACAACAACAACCACAACAACAACAGCAGUCCUUUUUUCCAAACGCUCAGAUUAGCGGACAAGUGCAGUUAAACCCAAUCCCUGUUGACGGCUCAGUUUCAAACCAAGCUCAUUGGCAGCAUCAAGUUCAACUAGCCCAUGUUGCAAAGAAUUCUAACCUACCUCAUUUUUAUGCGAGACAAGCUGCUUCCUCAUCACGAAAGCUUUUGAACGGGUCAGAUUCUGUGAGUAAACAAGGAUCGUCUUUGGUAGACAUCACAAAGUCUCUUCUGGUUAGUGUUCAAGAAAGUCAACAGAGUCAGGACCAACAGCAGGUGAAUGAAGGUUUGAUGCAGCACAAGAAGACGACGAACGAUGUUUCGAUGGAUGAGGAAGAAGAAGACCAACGCAUAAGAAUUAAGGAAAAUAACACACAACUUUGGACAGCUUUGGAUUUGAGUGGACAAAUGAUCGCAAGUAUUUCUCCAAAGCUAUUUCACUAUGGGUUUUUGAGAAGAUUAUAUCUGAACGGCAAUAACCUCCAGCAUAUUCCAGAUGCAAUCCUCAAGCUGAAAUCGCUCAGGGUUCUUGAUUUAUCAUUUAAUAAGCUCACGGAAGUCCCUUCUGAACUUGGUAUGCUUUUCAACCUGAAAUACCUAUACCUUUUUGGCAACAACCUGAAAUCUGUCCCAUUCGAAUUUGGAAACCUUUUCCAGCUUGAAUUUUUGGGAAUUGAAGGGAACGCAGAGUUUAGCGAAGAUUUGGUGAACAUCAUUGCAAAAAAAGGUACUAGGGGCUUGAUAAUUUACCUCAGAGAUGAAGCUCCUCGUCUUCCACCUCCAGAGCCUCGUAAAUGGAUCGAGAUAGGCGAUGACGGUGAACCAUUUUUGGGCACGGAUGAUCUAAAACCCGCAAAGGAUUACGACCUUUCAGCCAUGAGCAACAAUUCAUUCACUUUGAUGAGUUACAACACUUUGUGCCAACAUUAUGCCACUCCAAAGAUGUACAAAUACACUCCGUCCUGGGCCUUAGAUUGGGAUUACAGAAGACAAAAGCUUACCGAAGAGAUUCUUGCCUAUAAAACAAAUUUGAUUUGCUUGCAAGAAGUUGAAACUCGUACAUUCGAGGAGUAUUGGGUACCAUUGAUGGAGUCAAAUGGUUAUAAGGGCGUGUUCCAUUGUAAGAGUAGAGCCAAGACCAUGAACGAGAAAAACGCCAAGAAGGUGGACGGGUGUGCCACAUUUUACAAGACCUCAAUGUUUGAAUUGAUUGAUAAACGGAUCCUUGAGUUUGGAAGAGUGGUCAUGAGUCAAGAAAAGUACAAGAAAACAGAAGACAUUUUCAACCGCUUCAUGAACAAGGACAACAUUGCAUCCAUUUCUAUAUUAUAUCAUAUUCCAACAGGAAGCAAGGUAGUUUUGGCAAAUACCCAUUUGCAUUGGGAUCCGGAAUUUAAUGACGUGAAGACGAUGCAGGUUGCCGUUCUUUUGGAGGAGUUGAGAAUGCUUUUGCUGAAAUACACUAAUAGCAAAGAUGAGCUCAACAAGAUUCCAUUGAUUAUAUGUGGAGACUUCAAUUCUCAAACAGAUUCCGCAGUUUAUCAGUUGUUUUCUCAAGGAGCAGUCAAAGAACAUUAUGAUUUCAAGGGAAGAGAUUAUGGAAAAUUCACAUCAGAAGGAUUUAAUCAUCCAUUCCACUUGAAAUCGGCGUACGGAGCUAUCAACGAGUUACCGUUCACAAAUUUCACUCCUACUUACACCGAGGUAAUUGAAUACAUCUGGUACUCAACAGGGACUUUGUCUGUGAAGGGAUUACUUGGUGAGAUGGACCCAACUUAUGCCAAAAGGGUUGUUGGUCUGCCUAGCGCAGACUUCGUUUCUGACCAUUUACCUCUAAUUACCAAGUUUGAGUUCAAGAAAAACACCACAAACAAGAAAGUCAAGGUUGAUUUCAGGGAUGGCAGCUCUUCUAGAAAGGCCUAA